Chironomus riparius is the source of this 5230-nucleotide messenger RNA. The record is from the annotation of a GenBank genome assembly. NCBI's taxonomy places the organism in Eukaryota, Metazoa, Arthropoda, Insecta, Diptera, Chironomidae.
CUGUGAUCAGUUUCCAUCGUACGAGAGGAUAAGAGGUGAACUAAUCAUCUCGUAAGUGGAGAAAAUAAUUAAAAUACAAUUUAAAACACUGUAAAAAAGAGAAGAGAAGUGAAGUGAAAAUCAAAACAAAAUUUUUUAAAGAAAAAGAAGAAAAAAAAGUUUAAACAAAAAAGAAAUUCAAUUCUAAUGAAAUAGAAGGAAUAUAAAGAGUCAAAAUAGUCAGGGCAUUGAAGUGUGUUUAAAGAAAAGAGUUCGCGAACGAUAACAAAAUACGAUCGUAAAACCGACAGCAGAGGCGGAAGAAGAAGCAUAAAAAAAUACAAAAAAAAAUUGUGUGCGAAGAAAAUUUAACGGGAUCUUAGUUUCCCAUAAAAAAUCCUCCGACUGAUACAAAGUGGAUGUUUUAAAUAACAUUUUCCAUAGCGAUGGUACUAAAAGGAUAAAUUAUUGAUCAAUGUGGAAGUAAUAGCAAGAUGGUUCAGGGGCUCGAACCGCCAGACGAAACUACCGGUCUUCUUCUGUAUCGUUCGCAGCCCCAAUUGUCAUCUCGUGAAAUUUUCUUCGAGAAAUCGAGGAAAAUUUUCCAUCCAUCAUCCGUAAUCAAUUGGUGGAGGAGAAAAACGAGAUCGAUUUGGUGGGAAACGGAGGAAAUGCAUCAAAUUGUGUAUACUUUCAAAACAAACAUGGAGUUUGGAUAAGAUAAACAUCCCCAACGUUUAAAAAAUAAAAGAUAAAAAAAUACAAGUAUAUUAUAUUACAAUACACAAUCAACAGAAGUAAGAUAAGAAAGUAAGAGUAAAAUAAAAGAAUAAAGGAAAUUUAAGAUAAAAUCUUAAAAAUUCACGAUACAAAGAAAGAAUAAGAAGAAGAAUACAGCAAAUUUUAACCAAAACUCUAAACGUCCUUAAAGGCGAAAAUCGAGAAAUUUAAAAGGUGAUUAAUAAAACUUUGGGUUGCAUCAUUUCUAGUCACGAAUACUGAGCUGUCUUCUUUGACUCUAUUAAUCUAGUCACUAUAAUCUAGUAAACAUUUUGUUAUCUAACUUGUGAACGAACAAAAUAAAAGAUUUAAGUUUCAAUUCAAAAUAUAGAAAAUAAACCCAGGAAGUCAACACAGCACCUGGUCGACCUUUCCUCUACAUCUGUCAAAUAACGCAACCAAACAAACAAUAAACCAAAGAACUUUAAGCUCAGAGAGAAGUAAAAUUGGUGCCAAAAUAAAACACAACUGGAGCCAAGGCAUUACAGGCAAUGGAGCCAACAUUAUCUAAUGUACCGCCAGAUAGAGAUAGAGAAAAUUUAUCAUUAGUUGAAUUAUCAUCAGCAGCAACAGUAUUAACUGCAACAAACAUGGCAACAACAGCCGUAUCUUUACCAUCUGCAAAUAAUCAACUCGUUUUAUAUACAGAACGACCGCAAUCAUCGUUCACAUCUAUAAGUUCUAUGAUAUCUAGUGCAUCAGCACCAUCAAAUGCAGCAUCAACAUCUUCCGUUUCAGCGCCAAUUGAGAAGCUAUCACGACCAAUGGCUUUUGAUAAGAUGGAGGCAUUAGUGAAAGAGAUGCAGGAUCCAGAAACCGGUGUGCCAGUUCGAAGUCAAAAAAUCUUUCUCACAUCAAUUCCCUCAGCAUUUAUGGGCUAUGACUUGAUCGAAUGGCUCAUGGAACGUUUAAAUGUGGAAGAAUCUGAAGCACUUAAUAUGGCUAAUCAGCUAUGUCAACAUGGUUACUUCUUUCCCGUAAGCGAUUCCAAAACCCUUGUCGUUAAGGACGAUUCUUCCUUAUAUCGCUUCCAAUCCCCAUAUUAUUGGCCAUGGCGACAACAGAAAGCACCCGAUCAAAUUGAAUAUGCAAUUUAUUUAGCAAAACGUUCGUUGAGAAAUAAGCAGCGACAUGCCUUAGAGGAUUAUGAAACGGAAGCUCUGGCUUCAUUACAUAAAAACUUGAAAGGCAAAUGGGACUUUAUUAUGAUGCAAGCAGAAGAGCAAAUUAAGCUUGCAAAGGAUCGAAAAAAGGGCGAUAAAAUUGUAAGUGAUUCACAAGAGCGUGCAUAUUGGCGUGUUCAUCGUCCACCGCCUGGUCAAUUCACACCAUUAGAGCCAUGUCCAGUGCCAUCAAGAGAUCGUCAAGGAAAGCCUCGGAAACGUACUGAAGAGGACUGGAAACGUGAAGUUAAAAUAACGCGCACAUCAAUGGGUCGAAAUCGCAUGAAAAUGUCAUCAGCUUGUGAGAGUUUGGUGGCUUAUUUUGAAACAUUUGCUGAAUAUGAUCCACUUAUGCAACCAGCUCUGCCUUCAAACCCUUGGGUAUCUGAAGACAUCACUUAUUGGAUACUCAAUCAACAAAUGGUCGAGACACCAACUGAGAAGCGUGUAAAGCGUUGGGCAAUUUCAAUCGAGGAAUUAGUAAAAGAUCCAACAGGUCAACUCGAAUUUACAACGUACUUACGAAAAGAAUAUUCGCAUGAAAAUAUAAGGUUUUGGUCUGCUGUCAAUGACUUGAGACGUUCAUCACACUCACAAAUAACCAGAAAAGCGAGGGAAAUUUAUUCAGAAUUUCUCGAACCCGGUGCACCAUGCGAAAUCAAUAUUGAUGGAAAAACAAUGGAGAAAGUACAGCAGGGACUAAAGGCGCCAUCACGUUUCACAUUUGAUGUUGCAGCUGAACAUGUUUAUACACUUUUGCUCAAAAAAGAUUGCUAUCCACGCUUCAUACGCUCGGAGCAUUACAAAAAUCUUUUAGCUAACGCCAUUCAACCAUCACAAAAGAAGCGAUUCUUCGGAUUUGGUGGUCCGGCAAAAAAGAAACCCUCGACAACGACUUCAACGAAUCAAUCUCUUCUUGGUCAAAUGCCCGGUCCAUCUAGCAAUUCAUCAUUAACAAGACGUCGUGGAAGCGACAGAAGCCUUUCCGGGUCGGCACAUGAACUUGCAGUAUGCGGGAUAAAGCAAGAUCCAUCAAAAGUGCCACACUCGCAUAGUCAGAGCAAUUUAAGUGAAAUUCCAUAUCGGGAGCCUGCAAAGCAUUUGGAAACGACAUUUGAGUCGGCAACAACGACAGCAUGCAAUAUAUGUCCGUGGGAUACAAUUGAAAUUGAAAGUGAACCAGCGCAGACAUUACAACCACCUGUAUCGCCGUCUGCAAAUACAUCAAAACCAAAAUUAACAGUUGAUUUACCAUCAAUACCAUUUACAUCAUCAUCAUCCGAUAUCAUUAAUACUGAUGUUUCAGAACGAAUGAAACGAUCGUGUGGCUUACGACAAAAUACGUUAGAUUCUGAUUUUCAUAGUUCUAAGAGAUUGGCACCUGUUAUCAGUGAGCAUCGUCGGGCUUCUAUGACAAUAGCUCCCAGAAUAUCUGACUUACAUUUUAAUGUCACACCGCCGCCUAAUGAAAGCUUUGUUGGAGAUGAUGUUUAUAGCACAUCAGAACUUUCAUUAGUCAUUAAUAAAGCUGACAGUAUCGAGUGCAAAGAAGAGAUAAAGAUAUCGUCAGAAAGUCUACAGCAAUCAAAUGCUCAACAAUCGGCAUCACUAGAGCUUCCAAGCGGAUAUAAUAAUGAUAAUAAUAUUAAGGACGACGAUGUGAUUGUAACUGGAGAUGCGACUAUUGAUACAAGUCGUAAAUUGUCAAUUGUUGACGAGCAAAAAGGAGCUGAGGUGGAACUAGAAAAACAAGACUCAAUUGCUGACGUCCCCCAAACACCAUCAUUAGUUCAGCAAUCAUCAUCAUCAUUAACGUCAUUGCCAGCCUCAAUUAGUACUCAAACACUUCCAACGCAAGAGUUCCCGGAAGUAUCCGUAUUGUCUAAUACAGUAAUCAAUCAAUCUAUUGAUGUGGAAGAAAUAACAAAUCAAUCACAAGUCGCAAAUGCUCCUGAUAUUGAAGCAUCAAUAGCUCAACAUGAAAUGCAGCAAACAAGUUCUCAUGAAGGAGGAAAUAGGAAAGAAAGAGUUUUUAAGAAGAUGAAAUCGCGUUCGAUUGAGGAAACGGAGAAGAAAUUGACACAUUGUGGAAGUGAUGAAGGCAAUAAAAUCGAGGAUUUUUGUCAAGAUAACACUGCGAGAUCAUCAUUUGAUGAGAAUCAACGGCAGAAUCUACGGCAUUGUUGUAAGCAAAGCAUUUUAACGCAUCAGCAAUCGCAAGCGUCGCAAGACGAGGACUACGAAAUCGCAAUGGUUUCAGGCCUACUUCCAGGUUGUGUUGCCCCUGCACCAACUCCCGCGCCUUCUAUAGCACCAUUAGCUGAAAUUGAAGUCGAUCCUACGGAAGACGAUACAGAAGCACCGAGUGAGCAUUUUGAAAGUGAUCAAAAGCCAGACAUAGAGAGGAGAAAGAAGCGUCGAGAGAAGAAGGAACGUGACAGUGGAUCAAGUCAAGCACAAGGUGAAACCAGUAGCUCAACGGAUCCUGAAAAGGCUAAAAGAAAUGCCAUUUGUCCGUGGGAAGAUGACAGAGAAAUGACAGCACAAGUAGAAGCGCCAUUUGUUAAAACCUACGCUACACUUGGAUAUCUUUAAAAUGUCUAUUUCACAUGCACUCAUUCACAGAAUUAAAGGAGAAAUAAUGAACACAUCAUCAAAUAUAUUGAAAAAGUUAAAAGAUGAAAAAAUUUAAAAAAAAUACUUAACAUACAAAAAAAAUUAAUGAAAAAAUUCUCAAAACCAUUUUUUUCUUCUCUAUGAAUAUAACCAAAAAAAUAUUAUAACUAAAAAAAGAAAUGAACUUUAAUAAUGAAUUAAAAGGAAGGACACAAAAAGUUAAAAAAAUAUAUGAGAAAAAAAUCCAAAAAGAAUUAGGAUUAACAUUUAGGAAGCAUUUAUAAAAAAAUUCAAAAAAAAAAUGGAAAAAAUGAAAGCAGUUGGACACGACGAGGAUAAGUUACGAUGGUAAAUGAGUCCAAUUAUAAUAAUCGCAUUAUCAUAUUAAGCAUUUUACAGUUAAAAAUGAGAAAAAGUGAUUAAUCGAGUCAUUUAGAGAAUGUAAUGAGAGUAGCUGAAGUGAUUAAACUUUUCCCGCUUAACUUUUCAGAAAAAAAAAAUUAUUUCUUAAUUGCGGUCCUGGAAUUUUUUUCAAAAUGUUUAAGUGAAGUGAACCCUUUUUCGAAUUGAAGUUUGUCUGCGUUAUGAGUUUAAUCUGUGUAAUUAUGUUAUUUCAUGUGAGGAAUAUAGAUGCAGUGGUCGUAGAGUAUUUAAAAAUUGAAGAUCAUAGAUUCAAAAACGAAUUGAAAGUU